AUGUCAGAUUAUCAAACCAGAAUCAUUGGCGCUGCCAAUACCCUCGAACACCGAGUCUUCCUCGAGAAAGAGGGCAAGGUCGUUUCUCCUUUCCACGAUAUCCCUCUCUUCGCUGAUGAGUCCAAGACCGUCCUCAACAUGGUCGUUGAGGUUCCUAGAUGGACUAACGCCAAGAUGGAGAUCUCCAAAGAGGAGGCUUUCAACCCCAUCAAGCAAGACAUCAAGAAGGGUAAACUUCGAUACGUCCGAAACUGUUUCCCCCACCACGGUUACAUUUGGAACUACGGAGCUUUCCCUCAAACAUGGGAAGACCCAAACGUCAAACAUCCCGAAACCGGUGCUGACGGUGAUAACGAUCCUUUGGACGUCUGUGAAAUUGGUGAAGCCGUAGGAUACGUCGGUCAAGUCAAACAAGUUAAAGUUUUAGGUAUCAUGGCUUUACUUGAUGAAGGUGAAACAGAUUGGAAAGUUUUAGUAGUAGACGUAAACGAUCCUUUGGCUCCCAGAUUAAACGACAUUGAAGAUGUUGAAAGACAUUUACCAGGUUUGAUUAGAGCUACAAAUGAAUGGUUCAGAAUCUACAAAAUCCCAGAUGGAAAACCCGAGAACGUCUUCGCCUUCUCCGGUGAAGCCAAAUCCAAGAAAUACGCCGUAGAGAUCAUCCACGAGUGUCACGAAGCUUGGAGGAAGUUGGUUCACGGUGAGACUGCCGCCAGCUCCGACGCUUACAACUUGUCCAUCCACAACACCACCGUUAAGGGAUCCAAGGGGGUUAUAUCUACUUCCGACAGCGUCUACACUUCUAUCCCCGCUGAUUCCAGGAAACCCGCUGGUCCCAUUGAUCCAUCAGUCGACAAGAGCUUCUUCAUCUCUUCCGCUUCUGCUUGA
This is a messenger RNA of Kwoniella shivajii, 888 nucleotides long. Its product is annotated as inorganic pyrophosphatase. The record is from RefSeq and is a predicted model, not a curated record. Gene Ontology annotation, cellular component: nucleus; cytoplasm. Lineage: Eukaryota; Fungi; Basidiomycota; Tremellomycetes; Tremellales; Cryptococcaceae. The transcript is spliced from 10 exons. Bases 1 to 888 code for a protein of 295 amino acids. Gene Ontology annotation, biological process: phosphate-containing compound metabolic process. Gene Ontology annotation, molecular function: inorganic diphosphate phosphatase activity; magnesium ion binding.